AUGUCUCUGUGUGCUGGACCUUCAGACGGGAUAGCAGAGAACACUCGGAAAGUCUCUCUUUUUGUGCUUGGGAGAUCAGAGUUCCAGGACAGCCAGGUUUACAUCAUUAAUGAGACCCUGUCUCAGACCAUCAGAAUUUUAGUUAUAGAAAGAUUACAGGACAUCUUAGUGAGAUUGCAGUGGUCCACCGUGCUGCCCAAGGACAAGAAGAAAGAUGCCGGAAAGUUGGCUAAAAAAGUCAAAGACCCAAUAAAUACAUCUGGUGAUGGCAAGGACAAAAAGAAAUGGUCCAAAGGCAAAGUUUGGGACAAGUUGAACAACCUUGUCCUGUUUGACAAAGCGACAUAUGACAAACUCUGUAAGGACAUUUCCAACUACAAGCUUAUUACUCUAGCUGUGGUCUCUGAGAGACUGAAGAUUCAAGGUUCUUGCCCAUGGCAGCCCUUCAAGAGCUACUUAGUAAAAGGCUGCCUCAAGCUGGUUUCAAAGCAUAGAGCCAUUUACACCAGAAACACAAAGGGUGGAAAUGCCCCAGCUGCUGGUGAAGAUGCAUGAAUAGGUUCUAUGAGCUAUACAUUUGGGCAAAUAAAACUUUAUCGAAUUAAAAAAAUAAAAGAUUACACCUAAAAUAUUUGAUGAAUACAUUUGAGUUUCCGCAAUGUCUCUCAAAUAUAGAUUUACCAUAUGAACAUUCCUUAAACUGUAGAAAUUUAUAAAAUACCAAAACCCAAAAGAUUUUGUAGACUAGGCUAGAGGAAGAAUGAAAACAUUCCAGCAAAUAGCCUCUUGCCUAGCCCUCAUUCUUCUGUGUAUCAAGACCAGAAUCCCUAGGGUGCUGUUAGCCUGUAUUCUUUCUAAUGUACCUCCCCUUCUCUGUCUGUGUGCCUGCUUUGUGAGUACAGUACCUUACCUUACCUUGUCUUGUCUAUUUCUGUUUACUCUCACUGAUUACAUGCUGUCCUUUGUUGCACUACCUUCUGUAAGGAAAAUAAG
This is a messenger RNA of Mus pahari (shrew mouse), 993 nucleotides long. RefSeq names its product 40S ribosomal protein S25-like. NCBI's taxonomy places the organism in Eukaryota, Metazoa, Chordata, Mammalia, Rodentia, Muridae. Gene Ontology annotation, cellular component: cytosolic small ribosomal subunit. The coding region runs from base 1 to 555 and encodes 184 amino acids. The record is from RefSeq and is a predicted model, not a curated record. The transcript has 3 exons. Gene Ontology annotation, molecular function: structural constituent of ribosome.